Molecule: messenger RNA, 312 nt
Organism: Endocarpon pusillum Z07020
Lineage: Eukaryota; Fungi; Ascomycota; Eurotiomycetes; Verrucariales; Verrucariaceae
Exons: 1
Coding region: 1-312 (103 amino acids)
Source: RefSeq, a predicted model, not a curated record
AUGGUUGGCCACUCCUAUAAGCUAGAGCUCCCGUCCUCCUACCGUAUCUCACUAGUGCUACACGCAGACCGGCUACGUAAGGCAGAUAACAAUCCUCUCUCUGGCCAGAUCCCUACUCCACCUCCUGCAGUUGAAGUUGACAGAGAUCUCGAGUGGGAAGUUGAGAGAAUUCUGUCAUCAAGAAUUAGCAGAGGUCGGCUGGAAUACAAGAUACAAUGGCAAGGAUGGGACCCUGACGAUACAUGGUACCCUGCUGGCAACCUGCGGAACGCUCCUCUGGCGUUACAAGCUUACUACAACGCGUACCCAUAG